AUGGCGACGAGUACCAGGCGACCCCACUUUAGCUGCGACGGAUGCAAGAAUGACAAACCGAGCAGGGAGCACCCAGAAAACUCGAGCUCUCCCCUCCCCGCCGGGGAAGUUCUCGUUAAGGUAGAGGCUUGCGGUGUCUGCUUUUCCGAUACUCACGCCCAGGCGAACGGUGUUGGCGGAAAAUUCCCGGGCGUUCCCGGCCACGAGAUUAUUGGCCGAGUAGUCGCUGUGGGCGAUGGAGUUUCCCGCUGGAAAGUUGGCGAUCGCAUUGGCGGCGGGUGGCACGGCGGUGAGGAUGGUACUUGCUUGCAAUGUCGCAAAGGCGCCUUCCAAACUUGCUCCAACGAGCAGAUCAACGGCAUUACCAAGUCCGGAGGCUAUGCUGAAUAUUGCAGUCUUCGGGCUGAGGCUGGCGUGCCCAUCCCAGAGGAUGUGAACGCAGCAGAGUAUGCCCCGAUCUUGUGCGCCGGAGUCACCGUCUUCAACUCCAUGCGCCAAAUGAACGUUCGGCCCGGCUCCCUCGUGGCCGUCCAAGGUCUCGGUGGCUUGGGCCAUCUCGCGAUCCAGUAUGCGAACAAGUUUGGCUUCCGAGUGGUUGCCAUUUCGCGGGGUGCCGACAAGGAGAAGCCGGUGCGGGAACUGGGGGCGCACCAUUUCAUCGAUUCCAGCUCGCAAGACCCCGUAGCUGAAUUGCAGAAGAUGGGCGGCGCGACCAUGAUCGUCUCCACAGCACCCCAUGCCGCGGCGAUCGCGCCAUUGUUAAAUGGCUUGGAUGUGUUCGGCAAGUUGCUUAUCGUGGCUCUGCCUUCUGAUGAAGUUCCGAUAAACAUGUGGCCUAUGACUACCCGAGGUCUCUCCGUUCACGGAUGGCCAAGUGGCCACGCGCUCGACUCUGAACAAGCCAUCGCGUUCACCCGAUUGCAAGGUAUCAAAUGUCAAGUGCAGACUUUCCCGUUGGAUAAGGCAAAUGAGGCAUGGGAUGCCAUGGUGAAUGGAACGGUUCGAUUCCGAGCAGUAAUUACUAUGGAUUAA
This is a messenger RNA of Penicillium chermesinum, 1032 nucleotides long. RefSeq lists its product as uncharacterized. The record is from RefSeq and is a predicted model, not a curated record. The coding region runs from base 1 to 1032 and encodes 343 amino acids. NCBI's taxonomy places the organism in Eukaryota, Fungi, Ascomycota, Eurotiomycetes, Eurotiales, Aspergillaceae. The transcript is spliced from 8 exons. Gene Ontology annotation, molecular function: zinc ion binding; oxidoreductase activity.